CGGAUGAACACUAGAACGAAUGUUUAUGGACAAAACAUGGAAAAAGAAACUAUAGAAAAAGCAAAGAAAAGGAAAAUCGAUGAGGACGGCAAUGGGGAUAAAGCUAGAGAAGAAAGUGUAACCUUUGCUGGAUUUAAAGUAAAAGCUGUAAUAAACGAAAAUGCCAGACAAAAAUACCUAUUUCUUCACUGUAGGAAAAAUGAUGAAGAUGCUGUGGUGCUGUUGGAGAAAACACCUUUUGAUUCAUCUAUGACAGAUCAAAUUUUGUCAGACAACACAAAAAUCAGAGAGACUUUACAAAAUGAUAUUUACCACACAUAUACAGCUUUUUUGCCUGAAAAUCUCAAUGGUGUAAAAGCUACAGUGAUCUGUCCUGCCUCAGAAAAACAUAUCAAGAAGUAUACUGAACAAGAGUCAUUUGUAAUACAAGAAACAGCAGAAUUGUAUACCAAAGUCACUUUACCAUACUUAGAGAAACAUUCAUUUAGCACACAGUGGGUAUACAAUAUCUUGGAAAAGAAAAAAGAAGCAGACAGAAUUGUGUUUGAAAAUUCUGACCCAGAUACAGGGUUUAUCCUAUUACCAGACAUGAAAUGGGAUGGCAAGGACUUGAAUAGCCUUUAUCUACAAGCCAUUGUACAUAAGCAUGGACUCAAGUCUGUAAGGGAUCUGAACAAAUCACAUUUACCUUUGUUAAACAACAUAUUGGAGGAAGGUGCAGAUGUGAUCGACCAAGAAUAUGGUAUACCAAAGUCAAAACUAAGGAUAUACAUCCAUUACCAGCCUUCAUAUUAUCAUUUACAUGUUCAUUUUAAUCAUAUCAAUUUAGAAUCUCCAGGAUUUGAUGCUGACAGAGCUCAUUUAUUGGUGGAUGUUAUUGAAAAUAUUGAAAUGAAUGACAGCUACUACCAGGAUAAAACCCUAGUUUACAGAGUUCGAGAACAAGAUGAGCUCUAUAAACUAUAUCAAGAUGAAGGAUACUUCGUUGAUUUUCCUAUAAAUACUAGCUUGUCAUCAAAUUCAUCUUUUACCGCAGCAUCAUAAAUAGAUGUAAAUCUAGUCUUCAUUCUUUGUAUGAAUAUUAUUGUUUUUAAUGACAGUGUAGUACACUGUAUAUUCAUUUCAUUUCAAACAUUUUGCUGACCCAUAGAAAAAGAGAUGUAGCGGUUUAUUUGAAAUUUCAAACUAAAGGCAGUUAUUAUCAUUAUUUUUUUAUAUAUUGUAAAUUUAUUCAUGCAUUUAUAAUUUGCAUCCAUAAUGACUUUUAAAAUUGCAAAACUGUUGUGAUUUCAGAAAAAUUGAGAGUUCAUAUUAUUGCAAUGUAUUCCUUUCAGUUUUUUUUGCAUUGAAUCAAAACAAUACAGUUUUUAUUAACUUUACAAUAUUAAAUAUUUUGAAGAA
Messenger RNA from Mytilus californianus (California mussel), 1401 nucleotides. RefSeq names its product m7GpppX diphosphatase-like. The coding region runs from base 4 to 1044 and encodes 346 amino acids. The record is from RefSeq and is a predicted model, not a curated record. The transcript has 4 exons. Gene Ontology annotation, biological process: deadenylation-dependent decapping of nuclear-transcribed mRNA. Gene Ontology annotation, cellular component: nucleus; P-body. NCBI's taxonomy places the organism in Eukaryota, Metazoa, Mollusca, Bivalvia, Mytilida, Mytilidae. Gene Ontology annotation, molecular function: hydrolase activity; RNA 7-methylguanosine cap binding.